GAAAUUUGUGCGGGCGGCGGCGCGGAGCGGGCGGUAUGGCCGGGCUGGGGCUGCCGGGCGGGAGCGAGGCUGGGCUGCAGGAAGGCGCUGAGGAGGCGAAGCCAGCUCCCACCCAGGAGGACGAGGACGCCUGCAGCGAUUAUGGAAGCCGUGACAAGCCGGGCAGCGCCCUGGGGAGGGCCGUGCCAGAUGGCAGUGUGCUGUUCCCUGAUAUUUUUCGCACGGAUCAUCUUUUGUUUUAUGAGCGAUUUAAAGCUUACCAGGAUUAUAUUUUGGCUGACUGCAAAGCUUCCGAGGUGAAAGAAUUCACAGCUGAGUACCUGGAGAAGGUCCUUGAGCCGUCGGGAUGGCAGGCUGUGUGGCGCACUAAUGUGUUUGAGGUCCUCGUUGAGGUUGUUGAUGUGGAGUACUCAGCUCUGAAGGCAGUUGUGCAGCUCUGUGAGCCUUUCCUAUGUGAGUCACAGGUUAGCACCUUUACAUUGGAAUGCAUGCAGGAACUCUUGGAGCUGAAGGAGCGUCGGAUACCACUGCAGGAGCUGUGGGUUGUGUAUGAUGAGUCGGGGGACUUUGAUCAGACGGCACUAGCUGUGGAGCAUGUCAGGUUCUUCUAUGAGUGCAUCUGGAGGACCUGGGAUGAGGAGGAGGAGGAUGAUUUUGAUUACUUUGUGCGGUGUGUUGAGCCUCGACUGAGACUGCAUUAUGACAUCCUUGAGCACCGUGUGCCUUCUGGUCUUGUUGCUGAUUACCACAACUACUUGUCUCAGUGUGAAGAACUCUACAGGAAGUUUUUAAAUGUGAGGAACAACAUAUCAAGCAGUGAUUCAGACUCUGAAAUGGAAAAUGUCUCCAUGGUGGAGGGACUGAAGUUGUAUGAGAAAGUAGAGCACUUGAAACAAAAACUAAAACUAAUUGAGAAUCCUCUGCUGAGGUAUGUGUUUGGUUACCAAAAAUACAGUGGUCUCCAAGCUAAAGGGCAGAGACCAACAGGUAUCAAGAUCACUCAUGUUGUAUCCUCAACUGUGAUGGCGAGUCUCUUGCAGUCUUUGAUAAGGGACAAACUUUGUCCUGAGUCUUGUGGUGAAGAACUAGAAAUACAGUUCCACAAUGAUCCUCUGGCAGCUGUAAAUGCUUGUUAUGAAGGAGACACUGUCAUCAUCUGUCCUGGUCAUUAUGUUGUAGACGGCAUGUUCUGCAUUGCUGAUUCUAUUGAAAUAGAAGGCUAUGGCCUGCCAGAUGACAUUGUGAUAGAAAAGCAAGGGAAAGGAGACAACUUUGUAGAUUGUACAGGAGCCAAUAUAAAGAUCUCCAAUUUGAAGUUGGUUCAACAUGAUGCUGUGGAGGGGAUUUUAAAUGUUCAUCAAGGGAAAACAACUUUAGAGAAUUGUGUGUUACAGUGUGAAACUACAGGCAUAACUGUACGAACUUCAGCUGAACUAUUAAUGAAGAACUCAGAUCUGUAUGGUGCCAAGGGUGCUGGUGUGGAAAUAUAUCCAGGUAGUACGUGCACCUUGUUGGACAACGGCAUACACCAUUGCAAGGAGGGAAUACUUAUUAAGAACUUCUUAGAUGAACAUUUUGACAUCCCCAAAAUAAGCAUGGCCAAUAAUAUGAUCCAUAAUAAUGAAGGGUAUGGUGUGGUCCUGGUAAAACCAACUGUUGCUUCUGAUGUAAAGGAUGCUUCAGCAGAAGGAACAACAGGGUAUGCACAGUCUACGCAGUCAAGUGAUGAGAGAGCACACGAAGAAGGCUUCAGAGAAGAACUACCUGAGUGUGUAGCUGAUGAAUUGGAACUUUAUAAGCAAGCUGAGAUUUCUGAAGGCAAUCAUGAAAUUGUAAGUGAACUUGGUGCUGCUUCUGCAAAGAAGAGUCAGAUGCACAGGAAAAGGCUGAGUGAACUGGGAAUCACAGAAGCUGAUGACAACUUAAUGUCACAGGAGAUGUUUGUUUCUAUUGUGGGCAAUCAGUUCAAAUGGAAUGGCAAAGGAAGUUUUGGUACUUUUCUCUUCUGACAGUCCUGAUUCCUAGUGGCACUGUAAUAAGAUUUGCACAAGCUGUUCUUCUCAGUGCUGCUUUCUGAGGAGGUAACUUCCAUCAGCUUUUCAUACUGUUACUAAAAUAUUUAUUAAUUUUAUAUAUGUGUAUAUAUAUACACACAUAUACAGCAUGUGAAAACUUUACUUCCUUUGUACAAGCAUGGGCAACGCUGGUAGAAAACAGAACUCUGCUAAACUAUGGACUUGCUCUUUGCUAGCUGUCGUUUUCUGUUUUUUUUUUCUUUUUGGUAUGUUUAUUUAACUCCUUUGGUCCUUUUUUAACAUACAAAGAAGUCUUUCUACAAAGAAAAGGUUCACCAUAGAAGGAUGGACAACCGCUGCUCAGCAAUUAGUGGUACACCUUCCUCCAUAGUUUUUUUUUAUUUUAAAGUGGUGUUAACCUCUGCAUCCCUCCUGUAAGAGAAUGAUACACGUAGUUAUGUGUGUCAAACAGAAGCUGGUGAAUUAGUCAGUUGCAUGAAAUAUAGUAGCUGGCUGCCAUGCUUUAUGCUUGAAGGAUUUUUGGGAGAAAUUAGCAUCUGGAAGGUUAGCAUCAUUCAGUCUUAUGUGGAAAUAACAAGCUGGCACACAGCAGCAGCUGCCACAGCCUGUGCACCUUUGACAUAAGGAGGACAGCGUCUAACUAAAACUCUGAAUAAGGAGAAAUCAAAACAGAUGUUUCUACGUGUCUACUAUACCUUUCAGCACAUUAUGCUAAAAUUUUUAAAACUCCUAUGCCAUGUGUAACAUUUCCUCUUGGAAAUAAAAAGAAAACUAAACAGGAAAGACGACCAAGAACUUUGCACUGAAAUCACAUCAGCACACAGCUAUGGAACGUUAAAAAAAAGUUAGAAAAUAAAGGCAUUUCAGUGGCUCACCAUUCAUUACAAAUUAACUGGAGAUGAAACUUGGCUGGACUUCCUGCUUCAGGACUCUGCCUUCUCAGUGCUUCUUAUGCCUUUUAAAUAUAAAUCUUAAUACCUUAUUCACGCUUAUACUGCCUUCCGGAGUUGUAUUUUCAUACACCAGUUCAAAACCACUUCUACAUGUAAAAAGAAUACUAACUCCCAAGUCAUUCAAGGUGGUGCUGGGAAGCACAGUAUGGUGUUGAGAAGGAGGAAGGUGCCAGCAAAAGAACUUCUGCAAGUAACUUAGCAGGUAUAUACCUUCCCUGGCACUGUGGUGUGUUGCUUAAGGUGGAGGUGAUUUGUCUACUCCAGUUUUUUUCUCCCCACCCACUUGAGGAACUGCGGUGGGAAUCAAAAUUCUCUCAAGUCUAUGACUUGUUUUACUGCGAGCAAUUGAUAGAAAGGAAAAGAGAAAAGUGUAACUUAACUUACAAGCAUAUUUUCCUGCUUUUUUUUUUUUUUAAACAUGAACCACAGCAUUAAUUGCAGCUUUCCUAUCCCCCUGCUGUUUUUGUUUUGUUCAGUGCACUUGACUUCAGGACUAUGCUUUUGAGUUUUAUUGAGCCUGAAUGCCACUACAACAUCUUAACAUGCACAAGACAAUAAAUACUUGCAGUUUAGUGGCUAUAGCAAAAUACUUGACUCAAGUGAAAACCCACUACUUGGAUUGACAGUAGUGAUCUUAUGGGAUUUAUCAUGUCAUGUGCCAAGUUUAAUGCUUUGAUGUUAUACUUUUACUUCCUGAGUGUAAUCCUAAUUAAAGAUCUAGAGCUAAAAACUGACUUUGUGGUUUUGUAGUAAGCUGCCUUUGGAUAUGCAGGCAGCGUUUCUUUCUCUUGCAAUUAAUUUUAAAGCUGGCUUCCGUCAACAGCUUUUGAGUUCCCUUUUUACAUUCAUUUAAAUUUAUGAAGGCAGAAACUAAAAUAUUCUUAUUUCAAUAUCACCAUUUUAUUGGUCUGUUCCUGUGCCGUAUGCCAAUGGUGCUGCUACUGUAUGGGUUGUCAGCAGGUGAGGAGGCACCAUCUGAAAAAUGAGACUUGAUGCAGGAGUUCUACUAUAAAGUUCUGCUAUAAAAUUGUGGUUUAAUUCUUGAUGAUGUUAAGGCUUUGAAGGACCAAACUUCCAGUUGAGCCAUCCCCUUUGUGUGGAGUUUGGCAUACCACUGUUGUCUACUUCAGCAUGCUCAUCUUCAGUCCAGGGCGUUGUUUCAGAAAUACUCUCACAAGCUGAAAUCCUAACCAGUGGUUUCAUCUGUCUUUGGCACGUUACAUGUUUAUUUUCUCAAAUAUGUCCUUGCUUUAUUCACUUCUUUUGUGCUUCUUUCAAGGCUUCGCUGUUGCUUUCUUGCCAGCUUUCAGACAUAGGUGAAAUGGUGAAUUGAAUACAUCACAGAAGCAGUUACUGCAGGCAGAUCGAUGCACUAAGUGGAAUGACCAUAGGCUGCCACACAUUCAAGAUGGUUUCACAGAUACGUGCUUCUCUUCUAGUUGUUUUGUUUUUUCUCCCAGGAACGAAAAGGAAGCACCAAAACCUUUUUUGGAAGAUGAUGUUAAUUCUUCUGUUUCACAAACAAUUUUGCUCUACCUGUCCUCUGAGCAGCCUGACUGCCACAGACAGUAUUUUUCAUGUUUCGCAAUAAGAAAAUCAAAUCAGUUCAGCAUGUCCUGUGAUAUUUCCUGUCUUGUUUUCCUAUGGCCCUGUUUAGCACUGCUGUGCCUUCCUGCUUCGCAAGGUCCUUGGGCAACGGCCAGUUCUGUACUCUGCUUUCCCCUCUUUCAUAUACAGGGUUUUCUUGCAAAGCACUCCUGUGGGCUGCUGUCUCUCUAAAGUUGCCCUCUGAAGCACAAUUCUGUUCUUCUCUAAGGCAUUAUAAUACAGCACAAAUGGCAAAAAGAACUUUUAUUUUUCUUACGUGAGCUGAAAUGAACUAGCACUGCUCUGCUGUCUCAGAACCAGAAGAUAUCUGCAGGCCUCAGAGCUCAUGUGUGAAACUACAGCUCGUGCCACGUGGGUCAGAAAACAAAAUGGAAUUUACUGUAUCCACCUGUAAUAAGCUGAAUAGUUUUUAAGUGUACCCAUGUGGAAAUGUUGAAGAAAAUGUCAUCUCUAGGUUACUUGUGACUCUUGGCUUUUUUUCCUUCAUCAAGUUUUUAGUUUUCUAAGAGCAAUAUAAACGUGUCAUGGUAGAGUUGUAUAUUAAUUGUAUAUAAAAUAAAAAACAGGGCAAGGAUCUAAGCUGACAUUCACCACCAGGAACAGAAGUGUGUGUGUGUGUGUGUGUGUGUGUGGGAAUAACCAGUAAGUACUGAAAGAGUCUGUGUGAUGCAUCUUCUAUUUUCCUACAGGCAGGGAGCUGUGGGAAUGUGUCCAGAGGUGAUUACUGCUGAGUCACUAACUAUGUGAGCUAACUGAACAUUUUAAACUUAAGAGAAAGCCGUUAUUUUGGUUUUUGGUUUGUUUUUGUUAUUUUUUGGUAUACUUCAGCUGGCAGACUAAAUCCCUAAUUCUUCACUUUGAAUCGUAUGUUCACUCUGAACGUUCCAUGCCAUGUCAUAAAAAGCAUGUUAUUUCUGUGAUAUGGUAAGAAUCUGAUCAUCUUCAACUCCUUUUUUAAAAGCAACUGUAAAGAAAGGUGCAAUAAAAUCCAGUGGAUGUAGUGACAGUUGGUUCUACAAGGCAGGCAAUGUAUUGUGUUGGCGAUAUAUCCCAGUACAUUAAUAACAGACACCAGAAGCAAGGCAGAAAUGCAGAAGAAGAGGAAGGCAUUGCAAGCCCUGAUCUUGGAUUACAAAGCAGCCUAGGAGAGCGUGCCAUCCUUUCCUUGGCUUUGGGUGUUGGUAUUUGACUCUGAGGGUGGACAGAACUCCUGAUAAGCAUUUUGUUUAUUGAAGUACGUUCUUUUUAGACUUGUUUGAUAUAUUGGGAUGAAACACAGAACACUUUUGGCCUUAAAAUGGAAGGGUAGGAGUUACUGUAUUUUUUUUUUCCACUUCUUACUGCUUUUCUUUUGAUCUUAAAGUACUUUGUGCUACCUGAUUGAGGAAGAAACUUGCUGCAUGACACACAACAACAUCAAGUACAUACUAUUCCGAUACAUCUUAUGCUCCAUUUCUGUUUUUAGAGUGAUUUUGUGGACAAUGAUAUUUUUCUUCUUGGUGUUGUAUCCUGUAGCACCACACUGCUUUUCAAUUGUGAAGCUCUGCAUUGUCUUUGGAUAUGAAACAAGCCUGUAACUGGCUUGUGGUGGAUGGCAGGUUCUUGAUGAUUUUAAUUAAAAUAAUUAAAUUCAGAGAGAGCAGCUGAAAUAACAGGACUUAGGUUGUUAUAUCUGGGUAUCUGUUUCUGCAGGGGCACUUCAUUACAAUAAUUCUUAUACUGGCUCUCCAGCCACAUACCCCAGGCUUGCUUUUGCUGUUUGCUGAAUAGUGAAGUGAUAAAGUAAAUGACUCUUCCACUGUUUAAAUUGCAAUUUCUUCCCAGUCAAUAAAGAAUUUGCUCAAAAAUGUGCACACGAA
This is a messenger RNA of Gallus gallus (chicken), 6456 nucleotides long. RefSeq names its product SHC binding and spindle associated 1 (gene SHCBP1). Gene Ontology annotation, biological process: fibroblast growth factor receptor signaling pathway. Bases 36 to 2009 code for a protein of 657 amino acids. The transcript has 13 exons. NCBI's taxonomy places the organism in Eukaryota, Metazoa, Chordata, Aves, Galliformes, Phasianidae. The record is from RefSeq and is a predicted model, not a curated record.